Harpegnathos saltator (Jerdon's jumping ant) is the source of this 2415-nucleotide messenger RNA. RefSeq names its product SDR family oxidoreductase shroud (gene sro). Gene Ontology annotation, molecular function: oxidoreductase activity. The transcript has 5 exons. Gene Ontology annotation, biological process: steroid metabolic process. NCBI's taxonomy places the organism in Eukaryota, Metazoa, Arthropoda, Insecta, Hymenoptera, Formicidae. Gene Ontology annotation, cellular component: intracellular membrane-bounded organelle. The record is from RefSeq and is a predicted model, not a curated record. The coding region runs from base 150 to 1244 and encodes 364 amino acids.
AGAGAGAGAGAGAGAGAGACGUGUACAGAUAGUCGUGUUACAACCAAAGUUUCUGCUGACUUGUGUAUCAGCUCGGGAGAUUGGCGCAUUGUCUCCUCCUACUAGCUGGACCGUAAUUCAAUUACACACAACUUUCGAAGACGUGUUCCAUGCACGGCAACAUGUGGCCGGCGUGUGGAAUGAGAAGACAUUCUACGACGUUGAAGAUUGUGUUGGCGGUCUCGACCGGUCUUGCGUAUUUGUAUAGUGCCGGAUACGAGAUAUGUACGAUCUCAGCACUUUCGUUGAUCUUUCUGGGACUGGCUUAUCGGUAUUAUCAGCUGUGUGUUCAGGAGAAAUUAAACACGCAGCAUCUCAUAGUCAUAACCGGCUGCGAUUCCGGUCUGGGAUAUAGCCUGGCGUUUCACUGUCGGGCUCUUGGCGCGACAGUUUUGGCGGGAGUGCUGUAUCCCGAUAGUCAGGCUGCCCAAAGUCUGACGGAGAGCAAAGUUAUCGUUCAUCGCCUUGACAGCACCAAUGAAGAGAGCAUCGAGCAAUUUGCGAAAUACAUCAAGACCUUAUGCGUCGAGAAAAAAUGUGACCUAUAUGCGUUGAUAAACAACGCCGGAGUGAUGAUCUUCGGCGAAUUCGAUUGGCAGACGCAGCAGCAGGUGAAGAAUCAGGUAGCGGUGAAUCUCGUAGGGACAAUGAGAGUCACGCAGAUCCUCAUGCCGGUUAUACUAUCGAACAAAAGCAGAAUCAUCGUGAUAAGCAGCCACUGCGCCGAAGAAUUCUUACCGGGUUUGAGCGUAUACGGAGCAACGAAAGCCGCCCUCCGCGCUUGGUCCAUCUCCCUUCGGGUAGAGCUCGCCAAGUACGGUGUCAAAGUGAUCUCCUUCAUACCCGGUAACUUUACGGGAGAAAGCAACAUCAUGGCACGUCAACGGCAGUACUUCAACGAGAUGAAGCGAUCGAUGAAGUCCGAAGCGAUGGUCUUUUACGACGACUAUUUCACUCGAUACGUAGAGUAUUAUUCUUCCGUCGCGGGACAAAACGAUUUGAAGCGCGUGACGAAUUCCGGUAUUUACGAGAUUUUCGACAACGCUCUCCUCGACGUUUACCCAUCGGCGAUUUACAAAUGGGAAUCGUGGAAAUAUUUUUUCUAUUAUGCAUCGUUCAAGUACACACCAACGUGUGUACGUGAUCGAUUGAUAAAUAGAUUCGUGAAGCCUCCCUCUUGGCACAAGUCGACCAUCGACCUAUGAUCCACCAUCGUAGACAUAUGUCGAGUGCCUUGAGAUUUUUCGCGCUCGAUACUGGUGCACAAUGCUCGAAAACAGUAAAUACAGCUGGGUGUGAAUGAAUCAGUGUCAAUAAAUUAUCAGCAGUUGUCUCUUCACCUGAUUAUCUAUUUCUGUUAUUAAGCCUGGUUGCUACACGUUUCUCAUCGCUUUUGUACAGAGUCAUUCAAAACAAGCAGGAUUCUUGGGACCGAGUCAGGACCGAAAACUGGCGAUUAAUUAACAAUUUCAUUAUAAAAUCAUGAUUUUGUGUCAUAAGUGAAAUUUGAAGAAAAAACAUAUGUAUGUAGGGAAGUUGAGGUGCACAAAGUAUGCAAAAUUAAUAUUUUUUUAAAAAUAACAGUGAUGUGUUGCAUCUCUCUUUUUCUCUUUCUUCCCACACACACACACACACACACACACGCAAUAUGUAUAUAAUGCGUGUUUUGGAGAAAUGUGGACGAUUUGUGGAUGAACGUUUCAAUUGUUUACAGAUGUAAUUUCAAUAUUGAUAGAUGUAAGAGAUACGAUCCGAGUAUGAUGUGCAGUGUCACUUAUGAAAUAAGACAAUAUUAAGAAAUAUUAUUGUAUAUAUCAUUACAUUGUGAAUAACAACAAGAGCGAGACAUACAGGGUAAUUGCAGAAAAAUAUUUAUAGUGUUUCUACAUAUAACUGUGUGUCAACAUAUAACUUAUACACGCGAUAAUUUUUUUUUGCUUAGAAAGCAACGGAAAAAUAAUCACCGUAACAUAUGUCUUUUUUUACAAAAGUAUUUUACGAAACUGUUGUCGGAGUUAUUUUCAGGUACAACUAAGUAAUCUCGCAAAUAACUGGAGAUCGUUGGACGAACCGAAGCAUUAAUCGCGGUAAAAAUGUGCCAUACGUAUCUGCCAAUUCUAUUUAUCAGAAUCAACGACUGUCACUUGAUUGCUUGUGGAACGUCAAUUGUUUGUUCAAGCACAAUGAAGCACAAUGAAGCCACGAAGACCGAUAAGCUGCACAAACUUGCAACAUCAGCACAGGUGUUAACUCUCGAUUGCCACGGAUGCUUGAAUUUAUUUUUUUCGAUCCUGUGCUUAUCGCUUUUUAGGGCUGGCAGGUGUUUGAUUAGAUAUUAACAGGCGGAAGAUAUAAAUAGUCGGCUCGCGCUGAUGG